CCCGCCCCGGGAAGCCAGCAGGCAGCGGCGGGCAUGGGCAUGGGCAAGGACAUGGGCGCCCAGUACGGAGCGGCGAACCCGGCCUGGGCAGCGGCACAACAAAGGAACCACCCGGCGAUGAGCCCCGGGAACACCGGGCAGGCCAUCAGCAGGACCCAGCAGGGCAGCGCGAUGGACCCGAUGGUGAUGAAGCGGCCGCAGCUGUACGGCAUGGGCAAUAACCCUCACUCUCAGGCACAGCAGAGCAGCCCCUACCCCGGGCAGUCCUACGGCCCUCCCGGCCCCCAGCGCUAUCCCGUGGGAAUGCAGGGCCGAGCCCCGGCAGCCAUGGCAGGAAUGCAGUAUCCACAGCAACAGAUCCCACCUCAGUAUGGUCAGCAAGGUGUAAGUGGCUACUGCCAGCAGGGCCAGCAGCCGUACUACAACCAGCAGCCGCAGCCCCAGCACCUGCCGCCCCAGGCACAGUAUCUGUCGCAGGCCCAGCAGAGGUACCAGGCUCAGCAGGACAUGUCUCAGGAAGGCUAUGGAACCAGAUCUCAACCCCCUAUGGCCCCAGGAAAGCCUAACCAUGAAGACUUGAAUCUAAUCCAGCAAGAAAGACCAUCGAGCUUACCAGUUGAAGUCUUGGCCUCCGAGGAUGCUACAUUUGGACACAAGGAUUUGUCUGGAUCCAUUGACGACUUGCCGACUGGAACUGAAGCAACCCUCAGCUCAGCCGUUAGCGCAUCAGGCUCUACGAGCAGCCAAGGGGAGCAGAGCAACCCUGCACAGUCUCCGUUUUCCCCUCAUGCUUCUCCACAUCUCUCUGGCAUCCCUGGGGGCCCAUCGCCUUCCCCUGUAGGCUCACCCGUUGGAAGCAACCAGUCAAGAUCUGGUCCCAUUUCUCCAGCGAGUAUUCCAGGCAGUCAGAUGCCACCACAGCCUCCUGGCAGCCAGUCAGAAUCCAGCUCCCACCCUGCCUUGAGCCAGUCACCAAUGCCACAGGACCGAGGUUUUAUGGCAGGCAUACAGAGGAACCCCCAAAUGUCACAGUAUGGACCUCAACAAACUGGACCUUCCAUGUCACCACACCCUUCACCUGGAGGUCAAGUGCAUCCUGGAAUUGGUAGCUUUCAGCAGAGUAAUUCAAGUGGUACUUAUGGGCCUCAAAUGAGCCAGUAUGGACCACAAGGAAACUACUCCAGACCACCGACGUACAGCGGUGUGCCCAACACAAGUUACAGUGGCCCAGGACCUGGCAUGGGUAUAAAUGCCAACAGUCAGAUGCAUGGACAGGGGCCAAGCCAGCCUUGUGGUACCAUGCCCCUGGGACGGAUGCCAUCAGCUGGGAUGCAGAGCAGACCAUUUCCUGGAAACAUGAGCAGUAUGACCCCCAAUUCUCCUGGCAUGUCUCAGCAGGGAGGCCCUGGGAUGGGCCCACCCAUGCCGACUGUGAACCGUAAGGCACAGGAGGCGGCUGCUGCAGUGAUGCAGGCUGCUGCAAACUCCGCUCAGAGCAGGCAAGGCAAUUUUCCUGCCAUGAAUCAGAGUGGCAUUAUGGGAUCCAGCUCUCCCUACACUCAGCCGAUGAACAACAGCUCUGGCCUGAUGAACCCGCAGGCUCCUCCUUACAGCAUGGCACCCAACAUGGUGAACAGCUCAGCAGGUAACGCACCUAUGGGUCUUGCAGAUAUGAUGACACCCGGUGAGUCCAAACUCCCCCUUCCUCUCAAAGCAGAUGGCAAAGAAGAAGGAGCCCCCCAGCCCGAGAGCAAGUCAAAGGAUAGCUACAGCUCUCAGGGUAUUUCUCAGCCCCCAACCCCAGGCAACCUGCCAGUCCCUUCCCCAAUGUCCCCAAGCUCUGCUAGCAUCUCCUCAUUUCAUGGAGAUGAAAGUGAUAGCAUUAGCAGCCCAGGCUGGCCAAAGACUCCAUCAAGCCCUAAAUCAAGUUCCUCCACCACAACUGGAGAGAAGAUCACUAAAGUCUAUGAGCUAGGAAAUGAGCCGGAGCGCAAGCUGUGGGUGGAUCGGUACCUGACGUUCAUGGAGGAGAGGGGCACUCCUGUGGCCAGUCUGCCAGCUGUGGGCAAGAAGCCCUUGGACCUGUUCAGGCUCUAUGUCUGUGUCAAAGAGAUCGGAGGUUUAGCACAGGUUAAUAAAAACAAGAAGUGGCGUGAGCUGGCAACCACCUUGAACGUUGGCACUUCGAGCAGCGCAGCCAGCUCCCUGAAAAAACAAUACAUUCAGUACCUGUUUGCCUUCGAGUGCAAGAUUGAGCGAGGGGAGGAGCCCCCUCCAGAAGUCUUCAGCACUGGAGAUACCAAGAAACAACCUAAGAUUCAGCCGCCAUCUCCUGCUAAUUCUGGUUCCUUGCAAGGCCCACAGACUCCACAGUCCACUGGUAGUAAUUCCAUGACAGAAGUGCCAGGCGAUUUGAAGCCCCCAACACCAGCAUCCACACCUCAUGGACAGAUGACACCUAUGCAGGGUGGCAGAAACAGCGCCGUCAGUGUGCAUGAUCCCUUUUCUGAUGUAAGCGAUUCAGCGUUCCCAAAGCGAAACUCCAUGACGCCAAAUGCACCAUACCAGCAGGGAAUAAACAUGCCAGAUAUGAUGGGAAGGAUGCCAUAUGAGCCGAAUAAAGAUCCUUUCGGUGGAAUGAGAAAAGUGCCUGGAAGCAAUGAGCCUUUCAUGACCCCUGGACAAAUGCCUAACAGUGGAAUACAAGAUAUGUAUAACCAGAGUCCAUCUGGAGCAAUGUCCAACAUGAGCAUGAGCCAGCGACAGCAAUUCUCUUAUGGAAGUGGCUAUGACAGGAGGCAUGAACCGUAUGGGCAGCAGUAUCCAGGACAAGGACCUCCCUCAGGACAGCCACCAUAUGGAGGACAUCAACCUGGAAUGUAUCCACAGCAGCAGAACUACAAGAGACACAUGGAUGGCAUGUACGGGCCUCCAGCCAAACGCCACGAAGGGGAUAUGUAUAACAUGCAGUAUGGCAACCAGCAGCAGGAAAUGUAUAACCAGUACGGCAACGCUUACACAGGGCCUGACAGGAGGCCCAUGCAGGGACAGUACCCUUAUCCAUAUAACAGGGAGAGGAUGCAGGGCCCAGGACAGAUGCAGCAGCAUGGAAUACCUCCCCAGAUGAUUGGUGGCCCCAUGCAGUCGUCAUCCUCCAGUGAAGGUCCUCAGCAGAACAUGUGGCCAACACGAAAUGAUAUGCCUUACCCUUACCAGAACAGGCAAGGUCCAGGAGGCCCUGCACAGGCCCCUCCGUAUCCAGGGAUGAAUCGCACUGAUGAUAUGAUGGUACCUGACCAGAGGAUAAACCACGAGAGUCAGUGGCCUUCUCAUGUCAACCAACGGCAGCCUUCUUAUAUGUCAUCCUCAGCUUCCAUGCAGCCUAUCACUAGACCUCCUCAGUCAUCCUACCAGACACCACCCUCUAUGCCAAACCACAUCUCCAGAGCUCCAAGCCCAGCGUCCUUCCAGCGCUCGUUGGAAAACCGUAUGUCUCCAAGCAAGUCUCCUUUCCUGCCCUCCAUGAAGAUGCAAAAGGUUAUUCCCACAGUUCCAGUGUCACAGGUCACAGGACCUCCACCCCAACCACCACCGAUUAGGCGAGAGAUUACCUUCCCCCCAGGCUCUGUAGAAGCAUCCCAACCAGUCUUAAAACCAAGACGAAAGAUUACCUCAAAAGAUAUCGUAACUCCUGAGGCCUGGAGAGUGAUGAUGUCUCUUAAAUCUGGUCUUUUGGCUGAAAGUACCUGGGCGCUAGACACUAUUAAUAUUCUUCUGUAUGAUGACAGCACUGUUGCUACUUUCAACCUCUCUCAGUUGUCUGGAUUUCUUGAGCUUUUAGUAGAAUAUUUUAGAAAAUGCCUGAUUGACAUUUUUGGAAUCCUUAUGGAAUAUGAAGUGGGAGAUCCAGGCCACAAAGCACUUGAUCACAAAGCAGCCAAGAAAGAUGAUAGUCAGUCCUUGGCAGAGGAUACUGGGAAAGAUGAGAAUGACGAAUGUAUUGACUAUUUUGAUGAAGAUGAGGAGGAGGGGGAGGAUGAAAAGGUAGAAGGAGAAGAAAAGAGCGUUGUUUUUUCCACUCCUGGUGCCAUUGCUGAUCCAAGUGAGAGGCCAAAACAAGCUAGUAAAUUUGACAAGCUGCCAAUAAAGAUUGUAAAGAAAAAUAAUCUAUUUGUUGUUGACCGAUCUGACAAACUUGGACGCGUUCAGGAAUUUGAUAGUGGACUUCUCCACUGGCAGCUUGGUGGUGGUGACACAACUGAGCAUAUCCAGACUCACUUUGAAAGCAAGAUGGAGAUUCCACCACGCAGGAAAGCCCCUCCUCCCUUGAACUCUCCAAGCAAAAAGAAGGACCUCGAGGGGAAAGGCGAAUCUGAGGAGCAACAAGAAAAGAGCAUAACAGCAACCAUUGAUGAUGUCCUCUCAGCUCGGCCAGGAGCAUUACCUGAAGACUCAAACUCUGGCUCCCAAACAGAGAGCAGUAAAUUUCCCUUUGGGAUCCAUCAAGCCAAAAGCCACCGGAAUAUUAAAUUGCUAGAGGAUGAGCCAAGGAGCCGGGAUGAGACUCCUCUAUGCACCAUAACUCACUGGCAAGACUCCUUGGCCAAACGCUGCAUCUGUGUGUCAAAUAUCGUCCGUAGCUUGUCUUUUGUGCCUGGCAAUGACACCGAAAUGUCCAAACAUCCAGGCUUGGUGCUGAUCUUGGGAAAGUUGAUCCUUCUUCACCACGAGCAUCCAGAAAGAAAGCGAGCGCCGCAGACUUACGAGAAAGAGGAAGAGGAGGACAAAGGGGUGGCCUGCAGCAAGGAUGAGUGGUGGUGGGACUGCCUCGAGGUCUUGAGGGAUAAUACAUUGGUCACAUUAGCCAACAUUUCUGGGCAGCUAGACUUGUCUGCUUACACAGAAAGCAUCUGUUUGCCAAUUUUGGAUGGCUUGCUGCACUGGAUGGUGUGCCCGUCUGCAGAGGCACAGGAUCCUUUUCCAACCGUGGGGCCCAACUCAGUUCUUUCGCCUCAGAGACUUGUGCUGGAGACCCUGUGUAAGCUCAGUAUCCAGGACAAUAAUGUGGACCUUAUCUUGGCCACCCCCCCGUUCAGCCGUCAGGAGAAACUCUACGCUACUUUAGUUAGGUACGUUGGGGACCGCAAAAACCCGGUCUGCCGAGAAAUGUCCAUGGCGCUCCUAUCGAACCUUGCCCAGGGGGACACAUUAGCAGCAAGGGCAAUAGCUGUGCAGAAGGGAAGCAUUGGAAACUUGAUAAGCUUCCUGGAGGAUGGGGUCACUAUGGCCCAGUACCAGCAGAGCCAGCAUAACCUCAUGCACAUGCAGCCUCCGCCUCUGGAGCCGCCUAGCGUAGACAUGAUGUGCAGGGCAGCCAAGGCCUUGCUGGCCAUGGCGAGAGUGGACGAGAACCGCUCCGAGUUCCUUUUGCACGAGGGUCGUUUGCUGGAUAUCUCAAUAUCUGCUGUCCUGAACUCUCUGGUUGCAUCUGUCAUCUGUGAUGUACUUUUUCAGAUUGGGCAGUUAUGACAUAAGUGAGAAGCCAAGCAUGUGUGAGUGGAGAUUAGAGGGUCACAUAUAACUGGCUGUUUUCUGUUCUUGUUUAUCCAAUGUAGGAAGAAGGAAAAAAAAAGAAUCUUUGCUCCUCUGCCCCAUUCACUAUUUACCAAUUGGGAAUUAAAGAAAUUAUUAAUUUGAACAGUUAUGAAAUUAAUAUUUGCUGUCUAUGUGUAUAAGUACAUCUUUUUAUUUUAUUUUUUUUAACCAAAGUUGCUGUCUAGUACAUUCAAAGGUCACACUUUUUUUUUCCAUAGAUUAUCCUUUUCAAUGUUCUUUUCCAUGUUUGUAUUGCAUAUUUUUUGGGAAGCGAACUAGUGACUUUUUAAAAAAAAUGUUAUGGCAAACCAUUGUAUGACGGGAAAAAAAUCUCACCACUUUGAAACAAAAAGGUG
Ficedula albicollis (Collared flycatcher) is the source of this 5951-nucleotide messenger RNA. RefSeq names its product AT-rich interaction domain 1B (gene ARID1B). Gene Ontology annotation, cellular component: brahma complex; SWI/SNF complex; nBAF complex. The transcript is spliced from 21 exons. The record is from RefSeq and is a predicted model, not a curated record. Bases 34 to 5529 code for a protein of 1831 amino acids. Lineage: Eukaryota; Metazoa; Chordata; Aves; Passeriformes; Muscicapidae. Gene Ontology annotation, biological process: regulation of transcription by RNA polymerase II; positive regulation of DNA-templated transcription; chromatin remodeling. Gene Ontology annotation, molecular function: nucleosome binding; DNA binding.